AUGUUGGGACUAGAAAGCAAUAACAAGAAUGGUUUAAGCGAUCAAUGCAGCGCCGAACAGAGCGUAAAUAGUAGCAAUGUGAUGGGUCAGAAUGAUGAUACGUUUUCUGAGAAGCGUGAAACAGGACAAGAGAACUCUUAUGAAAAUAUAGCACUGAAUAUGGGUGUUUCAGAACUAAAUAAAGUAAACAGUAUUGUUGAUGUUCGAAAAGAUGUUAGCUCCUUACAACAAGCAGAGCUGUUGUCCCGACCAUACCCAACUGAGAGCCAUCCUGUAUUGAUUAACAAAGAUUCCACCACCAAUGCUAGAAAUGGGCACGCAAUAGACAUGGGUUUAUCACUAUCUUCUGGCCCUCAGAGCAUUGUAACGACCGAUUUAUUGCAACAAUCUAGUCAUGGCACUCUUCUGAACAGCAUUUCGGCCUUCUCUCAACAGCUUCAAGAAAGCAAUCGCAGUGAAACAAGUGAAGCUGGCUUUUUAACAAAAUCCCUUUCACCUUCUGACUUAAUUGACUGGCUUUUUCAGGAUGAUAAUUGCUCUGAUAAGGGCCCCCUGAGCUUAGACAACACUGGGGCAUUUUCCAAUAGAAACUACAUUGAUUUUCAUAAUUCCCAUUCUCCUGUAUCUUUGUUAGACCAGAUUUUGUCUGUUUCACCUAAUUUUCCUAAUUCAAAUAGAAGAACAACAAUUGACGAGACUGUUAGAAAAAAUAUGAUAAAAAUAAUUCCAUCGUUAGGAUUGAACGAUGAUUUCAGCUUGCUUGGAAUUGAGAAGUGUUUGGAAACUUAUUGGUUAGUCUUUCAUCCACAAUAUCCUAUUUUGCAUAGGCCAUCGUUCUCCAAUUUUGAAGCACAUCCAUUGCUAUUGCUUGCGAUGAUUAUGUUAGGCGCCAGUUUAAGUAGCUGUAUCAAAGAUGAUGGCAAUGUGAUGCACGCUAACCCUGAAGCUUUGGCCAUGGAAAUAGCUGAAUCUUUAAGAUGGCUCAUCUUUGCCCACCCUGACUGCAAACCUCCUGCUAAGGUUUGGGUCAUCCAAAGUUUACUUCUAUUGGAAACUUAUGAAAUUACUAAUAGCAGCAGGGCAUUACAUGAGAGAGCUUAUCUUCAUCAUGGUACGAAAAUACAAAUUCUUCGCCGCUCUCCAAUUUUAGGCGGUGACCCGUUAAAGGAAGAUGCUGAAGACGGAUCUUAUGCAUUACAAAGUCAAGUUUGGAAGAAGUGGAUCGAGGCUGAAUCGAUGAAAAGGGCCACAUUGAUGGCUUUUUAUUUGGAUACUGUUCAUGCUACUGUGUAUGGCCAUAUGGUAAUCCUUUACGCUCAUCAAAUAAAGCUUUCGCUUCCUUGUGAUGAUAGCCUUUGGGAAUUUGAGAACAUGGAUCAAAAGUUUGAAGUGGUUUCGCCAACAAGGACUCCGAAGUUCUUGGUUGCCUUGAAAAAAGUCUUAAACAGGCAGAAGGUUCAUACAAAUACAUUUGGAAAAAGGAUAUUGUUAGCCGGACUAUUGACAAUUAUGUUUCAAAUGCAGCAAAAGGAUUUGCAAUUAUCUUCCUUGAAUUGGAACUCCAUUAAGGAUUCUUGGAGAGAUACCAUUUCUCUUGCAAUUGAUGUAUGGAAAAUUGAUGUUUCAGAGGGAGGAUGUUGUAGUAACGAAAUGUCAGUCUAUUCUGCACUUUACGAUCAAAAUAAUUUGCCGCCAAUGCUUAGAGCUAACGACAAGCGUUGCAAGUUUUGUCUCUAUCAUAUAUCUCAAAUAUAUUUACGCAUCACUCAUUAUGAUUAUAUCAUAUAUGCGGGAGCUCCAAGCAGAAUGAAUGUGGUAGCUAGCUCUUCGGAAUAUGAAGCAGUGUCAAAAAGAAUAGUUGAUUGGUCGAAUAGUGAAAGUGGCCGGAUUGCCGUCAUACAUUCUUAUUUGUUUCUUUGUGAAAUGUUUUUGUCUCCUGAAAAUGAAGAUUUAACCUACACCUACGACCCUAAUUGUGAUCCACAUUUGCAUAGAAAAAAUGUCGUAGCAAGUGCUAUUUUGGUGAUAUUUGCUUAUAAUUUUUCGUUAGAAGGACCGGAGUGUGAUAUAUUUGAUAAAUAUGAUAUAUCUGGAUAUUAUCCUGCUAAAGAGAAUGGCUAUGAUUAUUUACGAAGAAUUAGAAGAGAACUAUCAAGGGGCCCGGGAGGUCAAUUUCAUGCCUUGGGUGCGAAUAAUAGUGCAAUAUACCACAAUUCAAUAAAGUUACACGCGGAGACUUUGCGCAAUAUAGAAUCAAAAAAUCAUAUUGUCGGCUUAUUAAAGAUCGCUUACAAGUCCUACAAAUCUUGUAAAUGGGAAGUUGGAUUUGAGUAUUCAAAUCUAUUCAAAAAUUGUAUAGAAAGAUGCUUGGGACGAAAAAAGACAACCUGUGAGGAUAUGUAUGCAUCUAAGGAUUAA
Priceomyces carsonii is the source of this 2418-nucleotide messenger RNA. RefSeq lists its product as uncharacterized. The transcript has a single exon. The record is from RefSeq and is a predicted model, not a curated record. Gene Ontology annotation, molecular function: zinc ion binding; RNA polymerase II cis-regulatory region sequence-specific DNA binding; DNA-binding transcription factor activity, RNA polymerase II-specific. NCBI's taxonomy places the organism in Eukaryota, Fungi, Ascomycota, Pichiomycetes, Serinales, Debaryomycetaceae. Gene Ontology annotation, biological process: regulation of transcription by RNA polymerase II; DNA-templated transcription. The coding region runs from base 1 to 2418 and encodes 805 amino acids. Gene Ontology annotation, cellular component: chromatin.